AUGCGAACAGAAGCUCGUCGAAAAAAUCUCCUCAUUCUAAUUUUGCAUUAUUUAAUGGAGGAAGGUUAUGUCGAUGCUGCUAAUGCUUUGGAACAAGAGACGAAAUUAAGUUUGCGUGGCUUUGAAGUUUGUGACAACAUCGAUCUUGAGACAAUUUUGAUGGAAUAUGAAAGCUAUUACUUUGUAAAAUUUCAAAAGUAUCCCAAAAUUACCAAGAAGGUCCUGGACACUGCAGAAAACAAACAGCAGCUGAGAACUGGGGGAAGACCAAGAAGGGCAGCAAGCUCUUCUCAGAAUCUCCCCAGGCUCAAACAGCAGACAGGGCAACAACCGUUGUCAAAAACUUCACCUGGGAGUGCUACAGAACUUAAAUCACCCACGAAGGAAAGCCCCAAACAGAAUAAUGACAGUGCGGUUACUCUGGAACAAUCUGACUUUGGCUUAAGCAUCUCAGCAAUCAACAGAAGUGGAGGAGACAGCACUCACACAAGAAGGGGCCAAGUAACUGACUUCCAUGGGAUGAUUCGGGAUGCUGUCAAAGUAUCGUCAAAUGGAACAGCCCUGAACAGCCUUAAUUGUGAUCCAGAUCCAUCCGAAAGAUUAUUGAAACCCCUUAGUGCUUUUAUUGGCAUGACUGGUGAGAUGAAAGAACUUGCAACAGUUGUAAGCAAAGACAUUUAUCUCCAUAAUCCAAACGUGAAGUGGGAUGAUAUUAUUGGGCUGGAUGCGGCUAAAAGGCUCGUCAAGGAAGCAGUUGUUUAUCCCAUACGGUACCCUCAGCUGUUCACUGGCAUUCUGUCUCCUUGGAAAGGAUUAUUGUUGUAUGGACCUCCAGGUACUGGAAAAACUUUGCUUGCUAAGGCUGUUGCCACAGAAUGCAAUACAACCUUUUUCAACAUAUCAGCAUCCACCAUUGUCAGCAAAUGGAGGGGUGAUUCAGAAAAACUUGUUCGGGUGUUAUUUGAGCUUGCCCGGUACCAUGCUCCUUCCACAAUUUUCUUGGAUGAGCUGGAGUCAGUUAUGAGUCAAAGAGGCACUGCUGCAGGAGGUGAACAUGAAGGAAGUCGGCGGAUGAAAACAGAAUUACUGGUGCAGAUGGAUGGCUUGGCCCGAUCUGAUGAUCUUGUAUUUGUUUUAGCAGCUUCCAAUCUGCCAUGGUAA
Molecule: messenger RNA, 1161 nt
Organism: Eurypyga helias (sunbittern)
Lineage: Eukaryota; Metazoa; Chordata; Aves; Eurypygiformes; Eurypygidae
Gene: KATNAL2
Product: katanin p60 subunit A-like 2
Exons: 12
Coding region: 1-1161 (386 amino acids)
Molecular function (GO): ATP hydrolysis activity; protein binding; ATP binding
Source: RefSeq, a predicted model, not a curated record